AUGGUGUUAGGUCUUCGAACAAAGAGCCGUAAAGACAAUGGAGUGUUCGUUGAGUAUCUAAUCUCAAUCAAGGAGCUAAAGCCAUGGCCAACGAGCCAGGUCCCUGCACAAUGCGUCCUUCUCAAAUGGGAGAACGGAGAAAACAGCUCAGGCUCAUUCAUAGCAGUCGUGGGCAAAGACACGAUCAUGUUCAACGAGUCCUUUAGGCUUACACUAACGCUAGAACCCAAAGGCGGGACGGACAAUAAGUUCCAGAAAAAUCUUCUGGAACUUAACGUCUACGAUGCCAAGAAGAAAGACAAGGGCGUCAAGAACAAGCUUCUUGGCUCAGCCGUGGUCAACAUUGCUGAAUAUGGCGUGUUGACUAGUUUGGUUCCUGUUGGAGCUCCCUUUACUUUCAAGAAGAGUUCGAGAAACGAUGGUAACUCGGAGAUUUACCUAACUAUUGAGCCGGCCGGGGAAGAUGACGAUGAUGGUUAUCGGAGUAGCUGCUCAUCGCAGCCAAAGAUGAGCUUCUCGAGAGGAUCUGUUGAUAAAGAAGGUAGUGAGUUUAGUUUGGCGUCGUUGACGGAUGAUGAUGAUGAUGUUUCUUCGCAGUCUUCUUCUACACGGAGGGUUUCUUUCUCAGCUAUGUGUGAUGCUAAUCCCACGAACACAGAGACAGAGAUUAAUGGAGAUGAGAAAGGUUGGAAACAUGUAACGCUAAAGCACAGUAACAAUGAAGCAGCACUCGUCUCCGAGAUCGAGAAUCUACUAAGAGAAGAAGAGAGAAAGAGACAGAGCAAUCAAUCAGUGGUUGUGAGCUCAGAGAGUAAUCAAAACCACAAGAAUGAUACAAACGCCUUCCGGCUCAAGAAACAGUUCUCUGCGAUCAACUCUGCUCCUAUUUCUUUACCUCCCGAUGCAGCGCGAAAACAGAUGAAACUUCGGACAAACACCCUUGCGUUAGGAAGAAAGACUCUUGGAAUGGAAGGUGUUCCAAGACUUAAACAGCUUAAGUCUAUUCAGUUGCAUUUUGAUGGAAAGAUCAAUGAUGAUAAUCAGAAAAAGACUAGUGGAGUGAGCAACAAGUUAGGUUUGAUAACUCCGCAAGAGUCUAGAAUAGAGACGCUUGAAGAUGAGCUUAAAGAAUCUGCGGCUCUUGAAGCAGCUGUUUACUCUGUGGUCGCUGAGCAUAGCAGCUCAAUGAGCAAGGUUCAUGCUCCAGCUCGUCGUCUGGCUAGGUUUUAUCUUCAUGCUUGUAAAGAAAAUAGCUCAGAUCAUUCUAAGAGAGCCUGCGCGGCUAAAGCCGCGGUUUCUGGAUUGAUAUUAGUUUCUAAAGCAUGUGGAAAUGAUGUUCCCAGGUUAACCUUUUGGCUAUCAAACUCGAUUGUGCUUAGAGCGAUUUUAAGCCGUGGUAUGGAGAAAUUGAACCUUGUCUCUAGUAAAACCGGUUCAUAUGAAUGGGAAGAUCCUCGAGCAUUUCUUGCGGCUUUGGAGAAGUUUGAAUCUUGGAUAUUCUCCCGAGUUGUUAAAUCAGUAUGGUGGCAGAGUAUGACGCCGUAUAUGCAAUCUGCACCGGUCAAAGGAUCGAUAUCAAGGAAAGUCUCCGGUAAAAGACGGUUAGGUCACAAGAACCAGGGACUCUAUGCUAUAGAGCUAUGGAAGAAUGCGUUUAGAGCUGCCUGUGAAAGACUUUGUCCGUUAAGAGGUUCAAGACAAGAGUGUGGUUGUCUACCUAUGCUUGCUAAACUGGUCAUGGAACAGUUGAUCAGUAGACUUGAUGUAGCAAUGUUCAACGCGAUACUUCGUGAGUCAGCAGGUGAAAUGCCGACAGAUCCUGUCUCUGACCCGAUUAGCGACAUAAAUGUUCUUCCGAUUCCAGCAGGAAACGCAAGUUUUGGCGCAGGCGCUCAGCUAAAAAACGCGAUUGGAACUUGGUCCAGAUGGCUUGAGGAUCAGUUCGAGCAAAGAGAGGACAAAACUGGUCGGAGCAAAGAUGAGGAUACUAAUAAUAAGGAGAAGCCAGAAUCUGAAAAUUUCAGAUUGUUCCAUUUGCUUAACUCGUUAGGUGAUCUAAUGAUGCUUCCUUUCAAAAUGCUUGCAGACAAAUCCACGAGAAAAGAGGUUUGUCCAACUCUUGGUCCACCAAUAAUAAAGAGAGUUCUACGAAACUUUGUCCCAGAUGAGUUUAACCCGCAUCGAAUCCCGAGAAGGCUAUUCGAUGUUCUAAAUUCCGAGGGCGUAACAGAGGAAGACAAUGGAUGCAUCACAGUCUUCCCUUGCGCUGCAUCGCCAACAGUCUACUUAAUGCCAUCUGCAGAUUCCAUAAAACGGUUCAUUGGAGAGUUGAACAAUCCGUCUUUAUCUGAAACCGGAUCAUCGGUAUACAAUAAACAAUACACGAGCGACGACGAGCUAGAUGACUUGGAUACAUCCAUCAACUCAAUAAUAUCUGCUCCUGGAACAACGAGUUCAUCAGAGUGGAUGCCCAAGGGAUAUGGACGCAGAAAGACUGUAAGAUAUCAGCUCCUUAGAGAAAUAUGGAAAGAAGAUGGAUUACAAUGA
Messenger RNA from Eutrema salsugineum, 2547 nucleotides. RefSeq lists its product as uncharacterized. Gene Ontology annotation, cellular component: nuclear pore. The record is from RefSeq and is a predicted model, not a curated record. Lineage: Eukaryota; Viridiplantae; Streptophyta; Magnoliopsida; Brassicales; Brassicaceae.